Molecule: messenger RNA, 1410 nt
Organism: Orbilia oligospora ATCC 24927
Lineage: Eukaryota; Fungi; Ascomycota; Orbiliomycetes; Orbiliales; Orbiliaceae
Exons: 4
Coding region: 1-1410 (469 amino acids)
Cellular component (GO): membrane; oligosaccharyltransferase complex
Source: RefSeq, a predicted model, not a curated record
AUGCGGUCAUCGAACUCUCGCGUGUCCCUCCUCGCGACCUUGCUGUUAGCGGCAUCCCACCUCAGCUCCUCACUGAAUAUACCCCCAGUGUUUAAAAAUACCAACCUGUUACGGACGAUUGAUGCGUCUAAAGCUUAUGUUAAGGAGACAAUUGCUGUGAUUAUCGAGAAUACAUCCCACCAGCCGCAGACAGAGUACUAUUUGCCGCUACUGGUACCCGGGUCUUCUGCAGUCAGUUAUGUGGAGUGUAAAGACAAGAAGGAGGGCACUCCUUGUACGGCUGAAGCUGUAGAUGAUACGACAGAUUAUCCUCUACGUUACUACAAAAUAACGUUGCCAACAACCCUCCAGCCGGCAGCUCAAAUCACUUUGGUUGUCACGGCAGGUGUUACAGGUGCUCUAACACCCGUUCCGGCCAUAAUCGGUCAAAGCGACAAGCAGUACCUCUCGUAUACCAGUGCCAAAUUCGUUCCUAGCCCUUACUUGACUGAGAAGCAGAAGACGAAAUUUCGAGCGGCCAAUGGCGAGAUCCCAGAUUACACUAUCUACGAGCAUACUGAGAAGAGCGGAUACGUUGUCUCUUAUGGGCCCUAUGACAACGUCGAACCCUGGGGUACCGACGCGCAAGUUGAUGAAUUUACCAUCCGAUUCGAGUUUACAAACCCGAUUGUUUAUAUGGAAAAAUUGGAACGUGAUAUUGAGGUUUCACACUGGGGCAACAAUCUGGCCAUCGAAGAGAGAUACUGGAUGACCAACAAUGGCGCCAAAUUGAAGGAACAAUUCUCUCGUCUAUCCUGGGCCACGACUUCUUACUACAAUCCUCCGACAGCCGCCAUCAAAUCGCUCCUCUUCCCUCUCCGAGUUGGCAGCAAGGAUGCGUAUUACACCGACGAGGUUGGAAAUGUUUCUACUUCCAAGUUCAGAAGCGACUCCCGUGAGGCCAUUCUCGAUAUCAAACCCCGAUUUCCCAUCUUUGGUGGAUGGAACUAUAGUUUUGUUGUUGGGUGGAACAAUGAUCUGCCAGCGUACCUUAGGCACGGGGAGGGAGACGGGUACAUCCUAAAGGUGCCGUUGUUGCAGGGCCCAUCUCAAAGCACAUCGUAUGGAAAGGUUGAAGUUAGGAUUAUCCUACCAGAGGGUGCAACCAAUGUCAAAUAUGUUAGCCCAAUCGCCAUUCACAAGGAGGAAAGAUUCUUGCACAAGACUUUCAUGGAUACCAUUGGCAGGACAUCAAUUAAGCUCACGAUCGAUAAUGUGGUUGACGAAUUGAAGAAUAGGGAUAUCAUUAUCACCUAUAAUUAUAGCACAAUUGCAGCUCUACGAAAACCAUUGGUGGUUUUGGCGUCGGUUUUUUUCUUGUAUGUUGUAACGGCGAUAUUGGGGAGGAUAGAUCUUUCCAUCGGAAAAUAA